This is a messenger RNA of Linum trigynum, 1851 nucleotides long. Lineage: Eukaryota; Viridiplantae; Streptophyta; Magnoliopsida; Malpighiales; Linaceae. The record is from the annotation of a GenBank genome assembly.
AUUUUGGUAAAAAAAGAAAAUAAACUAGGUGAUCUUUAUGCAAUUGACGCUAAAGAAGUGUGGGCUUCGGCCCAAAACCAAAUAGAAUUCUCUCGGCCCUUUUCCUUUACCCAUAGAAAGAGGAAGAGAGGGAGAUUAGGGACGCUUCUUUUCUCCGACCUGUCGACUCGAAUCUGUUCUUAUUUCGAUUUUGCUUAUCAUGCCGUUCUAAUAGCGCCUCCAAGAAAGGAAGUUUGGGAAACAGUAGCGGUCACCGGAAAGUGUGGAAAUAAAACGCCCCGGCGGUCUGAUUAGCUCUCCGUCCUCUGCCUCCGUUUCUUCUAUCGACGGCGUAAUUCGCUUCUGCCCAUUGAUUGCUGUUCCCCUGAAUCCCGCCACAGUCAACGGAGCCAAAUUUCCGUGUUCUUAUCGCUUACUAGCCAGUUGACGUCCGGUGACGGAGAUAGAGGGGAUUCUAGCAAUUUGAGGGUUCCGUUUAUUCAUGUCUCGCUUCUCUUCCAAGUAUAACUAGGGCAACCCUCGGGUGAAGACGUGAAGAGCGCUACUAAACUAACUUCUCAAUCGAAUCUCCAUUUCCAGGUAAAGAACCUUCCAGAUAUUUCAUUGCUUUCAACUUAAGGAUUCAUAUGAUAAAUUGAUCAUCUUCAGUAGCAUCUGAGGUCAUUGAUUUAGAAGAAAGUUUCUGAAUUAGGCUUCUUCCAAGCCACUAAUUCUGAAAGCAUUGAUUUAAUUUUGAUUAUUUGGUUUGUUAACUUCAGCAAGUUCUGUUUGGGUAUUGUGAUAUUUGGUUUGUCUUCUCCAGUUGUCUGCAAGCACAAAUUAGAAAGAUGGAUUCGUCACAGAACAUGACCGGAGGAAAUGGUGGUAAUGGCUCAUUAUCUGCACAGGCGAAUGAUACUGCUACAGCAAAUGCAUCAGCCAAUGAUCCAAAGGAGAAUCUAAACCAGGUUAUAAACUCCAUCCAGAAGAAUCUUGGCCUCAUCCACCAGCUUUACCUCACCGUGUCCUCCUUCAAUGCUGCCUCCCAGGCUCCUCUACUUCAGCGGCUCAACGGCCUCAUUACCGAGCUAGAUAAUAUGGAUAAAUUGGCUGAGAAGUGCAAUAUACAGGUUCCAAUGGAAGUUCUUAAUUUGAUUGAUGAUGGGAAAAAUCCAGAUGAGUUCACACGAGAUGUCAUAAACAGCUGCAUUGCCAAAAACCAGGUUACCAAAGGGAAAACUGACGGCUUUAAGGCUCUACGUAAGAAUCUCUUGGAAGAACUAGAGCAGGCUUUUCCUGACGAAGUUGAAUCAUACAGGGAAAUACGGGCGAUUUCUGCUGCUGAAUCGAAACGCCUUGCUCAAGCACAAAGUUCAAUGCCAAAUGGAGACGUGAAGCUUAAGCCCGAGCUUUGAGGUUGAUGUCGGUGAUGAAUAACUGUUAUCUUCAGUUCUGUUUCUUUUUUUUUUUUUUUUAACUUUCUUUCCUUUUGUUCCUUCUUCUCUGCAUUGUUACCUUAUAGAUCUGAUACUGUUCUUUAACUAAAUAGGAAUGUACUUAACAGAAAAUUCUAGGCUAGUGAUGUUGAGAAUUCAGGGGGAUUGGCGAUGAUAGUAAUGGUGGUGUUGUAACUCUUUGGUGCGACUUCCUGAUGGAUUAGUGACUAGUUCUGUGUUUUGAGUAUGAUGAUUAUAUAGCAUCCUUCAUUGGAUUGAUAGGGUGUUAUGGGUAAAUUACGACUGAUUUUUCGUAAUGACCGGGCUCGAUUGGAUGAUGAGGCAAGUGGGUCUAUUUGCUUCAUCUCAGAAUUGAUGCAUCAUUUUGAAGUAUUUGUCUCCCCUCUUUUAAUUCAAAUAAUUCAAAUCGAUGCCA